AUGACGCCAUUACAGCCUCUAUUUGAUUACCCAAAGCAAAACACUGAAAGAAUCAGCAGAAUGAUCUUUUCAGCGUCAAAGAAAAUAUCUAAAGGUGAAGAUACUUUAGACGACAGGUACAAGUGGAGGGAAUAUGGCCAGAAAACAGAGGACAGACUAAAUCCAAGGAGCUAUUUCAAAUGUGUUGAAGGAGGUUGCUUUGCUAAAAAGCGAGUGCAGAGAUCUGAAGAAGACCCAACCAUUGUCGAAAUCACAUACAAGGGAUGUCACACUUGCACAGAGGCCUCCAGUGUAACAGAUUCAUCCAUGAAUAAUCAGGUUUACUUAACCACUCAAUGUGGGGUAGAUGAUGAUGAUAUUGACAAUGAUCUAGUAUUUGGUCGUGUUUAG
This is a messenger RNA of Prosopis cineraria, 390 nucleotides long. Its product is annotated as probable WRKY transcription factor 26. Gene Ontology annotation, molecular function: sequence-specific DNA binding; DNA-binding transcription factor activity. The transcript has 4 exons. Gene Ontology annotation, biological process: regulation of DNA-templated transcription. The record is from RefSeq and is a predicted model, not a curated record. Lineage: Eukaryota; Viridiplantae; Streptophyta; Magnoliopsida; Fabales; Fabaceae. Bases 1 to 390 code for a protein of 129 amino acids.